Cladocopium goreaui is the source of this 2739-nucleotide messenger RNA. Lineage: Eukaryota; Dinophyceae; Suessiales; Symbiodiniaceae. The record is from the annotation of a GenBank genome assembly.
AUGGAAGCUAGCUCUUCCAGCAAGGCACCUACCUGCCCUGCAGACGGAAAAAUUGCGAAAUUGAGGAAAUUACAAGACAUGAGGCAGGAAAUGCCUUACAUGUCCAAAGCUAGCAUGGAAGCUUUGCUGAAAUAUGUCUCUUCGAAGGGAAUCCCGGAAGCCAAGAGAGCCAAAGAUAUGCGGGCAGCAAACCGACAUUUAAUCCGCACUUCAACAGCUUAUGGUCCUUUGGUGUAUGAAAAGAAGCUGGUUUGCACCGAUGGAAGCAAAAUUGCUUUGAAAUUUGUCAACUAUUUGACUUUUCUCUGCCAUGCUUACCAAGGAGGAGGUGGCUUUCACAGGUGCUUGAACACCUUGCUUGCAAAGCACGGAUCACUUUCCUUGAUACUUUAUUCAGAUGAAAUAUCGCCUGGUAAUCCUCUUGCAAGCAAGGUUGGACGCAAAUGUUGGGUAGUAUAUUGUGCCAUCAAAGAAAUGAAGGCGCUUUUGUCUGACACCGAUGCGUGGGUGUGCCUUUUUGUUUGCAGAUCUUCUUUGGUCUCUACUUUGGCAGCUUCCAUGAGCCAGGUGAUGAGAGAGAUUUUGGAAAACACAUUUAGGAAUCCUCUCUGUGAUGUCGAGAACCUAGGCAUCUUGUUGAAACAACCCGAAGGUGAAAGAGCGCCCGCUGUCCUGGUAAAGCUGUCCUUUGCUUUUUUUCUGCAAGAUGGUGGAGCAAUGAAAUAUUGCUACAGCGUGAAGGGAGACAGUGGAAGCCGCUUUUGCUUACAAUGCAAAAACAUUUUCGAAAUCAAAGCUAAGAAGGCAGGGUCAGAUUCAGAAGAAGAGCUGCCAGAAGUUUGCAAGUAUGUGAAAGUCAGUCAGCUGGAGCUGGCAUCUGAUGAGGAAGUGUUGGCAUCUUGGGCCAGGAUGCAAACACGAGCUGAGAGGCACAGAGCUGGGUUCCUGUCUGCCAGUGAUUUGAAGCAAUGGGAGCAAGCCUGCGGCAUUUCUUGGGAUGAAAAAACCUUGCUGGCAAGCCCUUCGCUCCAAGGCUUGCUCAAGCCUUGCACACAAUGGGUCCAUGACUGGCUCCAUUGUUUGCUGUCGAAUGGCAUUUUCGCUAUCGCUACGUUCUUGUGGCUCAAUUCCUUGGACAUGUGGGAGACCUUGCAAGGGUACGUUGGUUUGUGGCAGUUGCCAAAGCACCAGCAAGGUAUUAACAUCAGUGCGAUGCUGGAUCCUGCAAGAGUGAAAAAGCACAAGAAAAGUGGAAAAAUGAAUUGCACCGCUUCAGAGCUCCUCAGCCUAGAACCUAUUCUGACGCAUUUUGCCCAGACUGUUGUCAAACCUUCUGGCAAGCACUUGGAGGAAUGCAACGCGUAUUUGAGUUUGGCCAUGGUCGUUCAAAUGUUCCAACACACCCACCAUGGAAUUUUGACACCUGAUGAUAUCGAAGCACAGGUGGAAAAAUCCUUGUCCUUGUGGCUUGCAGCUGGGUGGCAGGACCACAUGAUCAAAAAACACCACUGGCUUCUUCAUUUCAGCACCCAUCUCAGGCUGCACGGAAUGACAGCCAGCUGUUUUUCACAAGAGCGAAAGCACAAGGAUAUUUCCAGGCAUGCUGCAUGCAUCUUCAACACGCAAUAUUUUGAACAAGGUGUGAUUGAGGAAGUGGUCAACCAAGAGAUGCACCAGCUGUCUUCCAGCUCCUCGUUGUCCACAGAACCGAGCUUUCUAAAGCAAUCUCUUUUGCCCAAAAAGCUGCUGCACAUUGGCAAAGAGAUUUGGCCCUUCGCAGAAAAUGUUUGGACAGGACACACACUGAAGUUGUUCCCAAAUGGUCAAGUCAGCAAGGGAGAUAUUGUUUUACUCCAUGGCGGCAAAGCUGGGAGAAUCCAAGUGCAUUUGACCGAUGGGAAAGCCUAUUGUUCUUUGAUUUCCCUUUUCGUCUUGGUGGAAGAGCACAAGGAGUAUUCGGUUUGGCAAGAGCCAGCGCAUCCCACGGACGGCACCGAGAAGCGCUUUGCUCUCAGGCUCACGCUUGCAGAUUGCAACUGCCAGUGCACUGUCGUGCUCAGCUGCACGCUCUCCGACACGGUGCACGACACUCCGGCAGUGCGCCUGCAGCUGCGGGACUUGUUCCGUGGGGCCCACGGAGCCAGUGCUGUCGUUGAGCCUGCCGCGCUCCAGCGGAAAGUUCCGCACUGCCAGUUGAACACUGGCUGUCCCGUGGCACCUUUGAACAUGCUGCAGGUCGAUGUGCAGUUAGGGUUGAUUUGCAUUGGUGACGUGGAAGCUAGUUUCGUGCGGGCUCUGGUCUCUUUCAAUGACGUGACCCUGCCCGAUGAUGAAGCUCUUCAACAAGACAACACGGCCGUCUCAGCGAUGCGGGUGAAGAGAUCCGUCGAUUGCCUGCUGCCUGGCACCGCCGAGACCAGCGUGACGCACCGGGCAAAGCUGCGGAGCGCUGGUCCGGCUUCGGUUGUCAAUUGGAUGCUGCGAGGCCGCGCAGGCGAAGCGCACUUGGUGGUUUUGGCCCACACGGAAGAAGAAGGCGAGUGGAGUGUGCUCUGGCACGUACCAGUUGGUGCGCACCGUGUGGAAGGAGCCACACGAUUUCUGAUGCAGCUGUACCAGUCAGAGGUGAGUGCCCCACAGACCAUCACAUAUGAUUCGACAUGGACACCAAUGAAACGACUCGCCGUCGUCGUCGAGCAAACGCCUAAAGAGACAACGAUGGCAGAGAACGGCGCCUGA